CCAACCAGUAGAGGCGCAAAGUUCCAAGCCACCCUCUGGUGUUUCCCAGGAAGCUCCAGCGUGUCGCCAACCAAUCAGAGGCGCGAGAUUUCAGUUCAACUUUUAUCGCGAGACCUCACCACCUCCUUUUCCCUUCUCCGUCUCGAGUCCAAGAUGGGAGUUGACAUCAGACAUAACAAGGACCGCAAGGUGCACAGGAAAGAGCCCAAGAGCCAGGACAUCUACUUGAGGCUCCUGGUUAAGCUCUACAGGUUCCUGGCCCGCCGCUCCAACGCCUCCUUCAACAAGGUUGUCCUGAAGAGGCUCUUCAUGAGCAGGAGCAACAGGCCUCCCAUCUCCAUUUCCCGCCUGAUCCGUAAGAUGAGGCUGCCCGGCCGUGAGAACAGAAUUGCUGUUGUCGUGGGAACCGUCACUGAUGACGUCAGGAUCCAGGAUGUCCCCAAGCUCAAGAUCUGCGCUCUGAGGGUCACUGAUGGCGUUCGCCGCAGGAUCUUAAAGGCCGGAGGCGAGGUGUUGACCUUUGACCAGCUGGCUUUGACUGCACCUAAAGGCCAUGGCACCGUGAUUCUGUCUGGUCCUCGCAAAGGUAGAGAGGUCUACAGGCACUUUGGAAAAGCUCCUGGAACUCCUCACAGCCACACCAAGCCCUACGUGCGCUCCAAGGGCAGGAAGUUUGAGAGAGCUCGUGGUCGCCGAUCCAGCCGUGGCUACAAGAACUAGUCUUUCUUUUUCCUGCAAUCUGAUGCUAAUAAAAGACUGGUGUGUCAAA
Molecule: messenger RNA, 769 nt
Organism: Nerophis lumbriciformis (worm pipefish)
Lineage: Eukaryota; Metazoa; Chordata; Actinopteri; Syngnathiformes; Syngnathidae
Gene: rpl18
Product: ribosomal protein L18
Biological process (GO): translation
Cellular component (GO): ribosome; cytosolic large ribosomal subunit
Molecular function (GO): RNA binding; structural constituent of ribosome
Source: RefSeq, a predicted model, not a curated record